GGGAUUGUUUGCGAUGCUGAUAUGUGUUUUUGUAAUUGAGGAUCUUGGUAUGAUUGAAGAUAUAAAUUCAUGUCAGCCCCAAUGGAUGACCGUUUUCUUUUGAAUUUAUCCAUCCAAUAAACAUAUCAUCCAUCCAAUACAAAUUACUUCUAGUCGCUUUCUUUACCACUUCAAGAACACAAUAAUCAUUUCGAGAAUUUAAUACAUACAACAACAAGGCUCCAAAAUGAAGUUUUCACAGUCUCUGUCUCUUUUGCUCCUCCCUCUUACCGCCCUAGCCGCGCCAAUUCUCGAGGGCACUGGAAAUGUUAAAGCCGCAGCUGGAGCAUGCGCACCAAUGAUGCUUAUCUUUGCCCGUGGAACUACAGAAACAGGAACUAUGGGUACCGUAGCAGGACCUCCAUUAGUUGCUGCUCUUGGAAAAGCCGUUGGUGCUAGCAAUGUAGCUACCCAAGGUGUUCCAUACCCCGCCGAUAUCCCUGGAUUUCUGGCAGGAGGUGAUGCAGGCGGAAGCAAAAUGAUGGCUCAAAUGAUUUCAACAGCCGUUACAAACUGUCCCGAUUCCAAGAUCGUCAUGGCAGGUUACUCCCAAGGCGGUCAACUCGUACACAACGCUGCAAAAAUGCUUCCCGCAGCCACUAUGGCCAAAGUUAGCUCCGCCAUCAUUUUCGGAGACCCAAACAACGGAAGUCCAGUCGCAGGCGUAUCAGCUGCAAAUACAAAGGUUAUCUGCCAUACCGGUGAUAACAUUUGCGCACAUGGAGAUCUUAUUCUGGCACCCCAUUUAACUUAUGGAAUGGAUGCUGGCACGGCUGCUGCUUUUGCUAAGACUGCUGCUGGUAUGUGAUGGGUUGGCUGGGCAUACUUCAUCGCCAUCUUAUUUCAUCAUGAUCUUUUUCAAAGUUAUUGCGAUACCCGUGCUAGUGUUUUUCAAGACAUUGGAUUUGAAUUUGGAUUUGGAUGAUGACCAAUUGUUGCAUUGAUUGCACAUUUUCUUAUUUAUAUUUGUACUAAUUAUCUACAUGGUGGAGACUACUUGGUCUGGAAUUAAUUUCUUGUUGUAUCCUUUAUUUGGAACGUUCUUCUCCUUUGAUUGUCGCUCUGUAAAAGAUACAAAAUGAAGAGUCUCUUGAUUUCAACUUUAUAUAUAUCACUAGUUUUUGUUACAUUUUAUUAUUCAAAGGUUCAAUUGAUGUUCAAGAUCAAAAUCGAGAUUGAGAUUCA
Molecule: messenger RNA, 1224 nt
Organism: Botrytis cinerea B05.10
Lineage: Eukaryota; Fungi; Ascomycota; Leotiomycetes; Helotiales; Sclerotiniaceae
Gene: BccutB
Product: BccutB
Exons: 3
Coding region: 227-847 (206 amino acids)
Biological process (GO): carbohydrate catabolic process
Cellular component (GO): extracellular region
Molecular function (GO): cutinase activity
Source: RefSeq, a predicted model, not a curated record